AUGGGGCCGCGGAAGUGGCAGAGAAGAUGCAUAUGGCUGAUCGCCUUCCCACUCUUCCACGUGGAGGCCAAACGGGCAGCCGCAUUCAUAGAGGAUGCCUUCGAAGUUGAAAGCCUCUCGUCCUACGUGGUUUUUCUCCAAACGAGGCUGCACAGCGAGCCACCUCGUACAGAAGCGUCGCGGAAGCCUUCUGGAGGCGCUUUGGCCAACGGCUCUGCAGAAUUGAGGUCCAUGACGAUCCCGAAACGACCAAGUCACAGCAGCCAGCACAGCGCUGUCGCCGGAGCUGGGGUGCACCCGGCUUCUCAUAAUGCAUCACAAGCCUUGGUUCACACAGGGAACCACAGCAACAUAUCCAAGCAAACGUCUUCCUCGAAUACAUUGGUCAACAAGACGGGUGACGGCUUUCGACACGGCUACAUGCGGGACGAGGAGUUUGACUUAUGCGCAAAGUGUUCCGAAGGACGGUGGCUCAGGUACAGCAAUGACAGAGCCAACGUAUUCAUGGUUGCAGAGCAUCGAAUGGCGACCUUUUUUUCGGGCAUGCUAGCAGGCGGCAUCACACAGGAUGCCCUUUCAUUCAACGGCAUCGGAGACCGACACAGUGGAGCAGGGUCCCAGCAGCACUCACCCAGAGCUUCCUCUGCCCUCCCGGGAGAGUCUGCCCAACCUGCAUCGUCCAAGGCAUCGGAGGGCCCAUCGGAGAGAAGCGACCGAAGUUGUCAAGUGUUCUGGAACCCGUAUGUCGACAGCGACAGUGAGAUUGCGAGCACCUACUCGCGGUCCGAGUCUGGGGACGUUCCGUCACAGCCACCACAGCCUUUUUUUUCUCGUCCUGGCAACCUUCCAGAGCAGGCUCCUGCCAGGCCGCCUGGCAUCUGGACGAAGCCGACGCAAACGGGGUCGCUCGAAGGCGAGCCCAAGCUGUCCAGUGACAGGCCCCCGACAACAGCUCCAUCCCGGCCGCCAGGAGUCUUCCAUGCGCGACCUUCCUCCAGCAGCACAUUCAACUUGAAUGCUCCAGAGUUCGUCCCUCAAGGGCACGCAGCAAAGAGCGAGCCGCCGGAAGCCAACAAG
Molecule: messenger RNA, 1077 nt
Organism: Symbiodinium necroappetens
Lineage: Eukaryota; Dinophyceae; Suessiales; Symbiodiniaceae
Source: the annotation of a GenBank genome assembly